This is a messenger RNA of Linnemannia hyalina, 1014 nucleotides long. The record is from the annotation of a GenBank genome assembly. NCBI's taxonomy places the organism in Eukaryota, Fungi, Mortierellomycota, Mortierellomycetes, Mortierellales, Mortierellaceae.
AUGGCAGGACAGGAUCAGGACAACGCAGCAAAGUGCCCCGUCGACCACUCAACCUUCACCCACUUCCUCCCCAAGGACUCUCCUUCCGCCUCUGCACUCCCCGAAGGACACCCCACCGUACCAACCUCAUCCGAUGGUGAACCCGCAAAAUGCCCCGUCUCCCCCGAAGCCCAUAAACACUUCAUGCCUCGGUCAACGCAGUCAGCCGCACCAACAGGUCUUCCUGAGGGCCACCCCACAGUGCCCAUGACAACCCCCGACGGGGAACCCACAAAAUGCCCCGUCUCGCCCGAAGCCCACAAACACUUUCUCCCACGGUCAUCUCAGUCAUCACAAGCAGGAGAAGAGGACAAGUCACUAAAGAUCGACCCAACCAACAACAUGCCCUCGAAACCAGACCAGUUCCGGAUCGCCUCCCAACGUAGAGACCUCGACACCGAGCGCGAGAUCAGUUCUAUCCCCAAGGCUGCCAACUCGCCCGACCCCUAUGGCGACAGCAAGAAAAAAGCAGCAGGAGCAACUUCGUCAGAAUCGGGAUCGGGAGCACACGCACCAGAUCCGGAUAGCGAUCAAGGCGAGGUGUGGAUCUACCCCUCGGAACAAAUGUUCUUCAAUGCCAUGAAGCGCAAGAACUGGAGCCCGCGUGAGGAGGAUAUGAAGUUUGUUGUGCCGAUUCAUAACAUGGUCAAUGAGAUGGCUUGGAAACAUAUCCUCAGAUGGGAGAAGCAGAUGGAGAAUACAUGUGGAGGACCUAAGCUGGUCAAGUUUGAAGGAAAGCCCAAGGAGAUCACACCCAAAGCACGGGUCCGCUCCUGGAUGGGAUACACGUUGCCAUUCGAUCGCCAUGACUGGAUAGUCGACCGGUGCGGAAAACAGGUUACGUACAUCAUUGACUUCUAUUCUGGACAACCCGACCCCCGGUACCCUGAGGCUCCUAGUUUCUAUUUGGAUGUGCGUCCUAAAUUGACUGCUGAGGGUGCAUGGCAGCGAUUCAAGAAGUUCAUGUUCGAUUAG